AUGCUGGAGGCUGGGGCUUCAGCGAUGGCGGCCCCUGUUUGCUCGACAUUUGUCUUUAUGUUUGGAAGAGCCCUAGCGGCUUGCAGAACCAAGCGCUUGAAGAAACACCAAAAGUUGGCACGGCGCUUCAUGAGAGAGGCCAAGCAGAGUGAGACCAGUAUGGAUGAGAGACCCCGCGUCAACGAUGCCUGGGUCAGGGGCGCAAACCUGCGCCCCAUCCUAGCUUACCUUUCCAAGUGCAAGUAG
Molecule: messenger RNA, 246 nt
Organism: Durusdinium trenchii
Lineage: Eukaryota; Dinophyceae; Suessiales; Symbiodiniaceae
Source: the annotation of a GenBank genome assembly